AUGAGUCGUAUCAACGUGACCCACGGCGGUGCUCAGAAUUAUCCGUGGAGGCGGAUUGCCCCUGGCACCUAUACUCAAGACUACGACAGCUUUCUGACUAUGCAGCAUAUGUGGAAUAAGUUGGACGCAUCAGGACGACGUCUGCUGCAGUCAACGUCAUAUGUUAGGAUCCAGACAGAGAUUCCCGACCUGGAACUUGAGCAGCUGUUGCGCAAUGCUUGGGUGACCAUGCGAUACGAGAAUCCAGGCCUCGCCCUGGAGCUUGAGGAAUACUACAAGGUUUACAAGAUUCCUUACCCUGAAGAGGUGGAUGAGUGGUUGAGUGGCACCUUUCAUACAUUCCCGACCAUGACGGCCGAAGAGGCCCAAAAGCAGCAUCUCCUUCCCGAGAGCAAUCCUCACCUGUACUGGCUGCCGCAGAACAAAGAGCUUCUUCUUGUCGGUCAGCAUUGCUACUUUGAUGCGAGAACCAUGUGGGUCUUUUGGGGGAAGCUCCUCGAUCUUGUCGUCAGCCCUAGGGACGUUCACUUUGGGGACGAAUGGAAGCGUCUUCCUCUAGCCCGGGACGACCUUAUCGGCAUGGCGCAAUACCCCACCAUGGACGGAUACGCCAAGGCACAGACGUUGGUUCGUAAAGCGCUACACGCAGAAGCCGGCAAGCAGUUUAUCGCCCUGCCUCCUUUGAACAUCAAGACGAGCCCUGACGGGAAGAAUUCUCCUAGCGGUGCAGACCGCAAUGGGUUACUCAGAUAUUCCAUCACUGUGCCCCAGACAGAGGCUCUGGUGAGGGCCUGUAAGCAAGCAGGUGUGUCCGUUACAGCGGCGUACUAUACCGCUCUAUCGAUGAGCUGCCGCAAGAUUCAAGCUGAACACGGGACACCUGGAGACUUGGCUUUGUCCUUCCAUAAUUUCGAUGCGCGAUCCUGGUUUGCCAAGGAGGUCGAUAUUGAUUCUCUGACGCUGGGUACCGACCUGCAUGGCGUCCUUCCUUUCUGCCUGGAUCUCAGCAGCGGUUCGUUUGAAAACGUCGCUGGCGCCGCAAAUGACAACUUCAAGACCUUGAGGGACACGUUUGCGAAGGACUACCUUGGCUUAGAUGCUAUCAACCACCUGUACAAGUCCUUUUUUGUCCCUGGCAUGCCGAUAUCAACCUUUCCCAACUUUUCCAGUUUCGGGAUUGCCGAGAGGUUCCUCAAAAGCAGCUUUGGUGAUCCUACGCGCCAUUCCAUUACAGUCGAGGAUACCUACACGGUUAAUCAUUCCAUGCUGGAAGGCAUGAGCUGUGUCACAAUUUGGACUUGGCAAGGACGAUUCCAUGUCGCUGUCACCUACAAUGAGGCUUAUCAUACGGAGGAGAUGUUUCAGAAGCUCAUGCGAGACUCUUGUGAUACUAUGUUGCAAGGACUAGGAAUAAGUCUGAAUGACGAAAACGGCGAAGCGGCUGGACUCUAG
Molecule: messenger RNA, 1452 nt
Organism: Truncatella angustata
Lineage: Eukaryota; Fungi; Ascomycota; Sordariomycetes; Amphisphaeriales; Sporocadaceae
Exons: 1
Coding region: 1-1452 (483 amino acids)
Source: RefSeq, a predicted model, not a curated record